GAGAGUCGAUAAAACUUCCAACUCAGUAUCCAGAAUCUCUACCGGAUAGAUAUCUUUAUGGUUUGGGAUACAACUCUACCAGUGAUGACUAUAAAAUCAUUAGGAUUGAUGCGUUUGAUCAAGUAUGUGAUAAUGGAUUACCUGAUGAAAUUCUCGCAAUUAAAAGUGCUUCAUGGAAGAAAACUAGUGAAUGCGCAGGGGGGAGAUGCGGCAUUCUAGCACGUAUAAGUGAGUUAUGUUUGGCAUUUGUAGAGGGAGCAUUUCAUUGGGAGAGUGACUACGUAUACCCACGUUGCGUGGUGACGUUUAAUAUUUCAAAUGAGACGUAUGGGAAGAUUUCAUUGCCAGUGAGACCGUAUUCCAAUACAAGUGAAGAAACAGGUGUAUCAGCAGUGGGAGGAAGACUUUGUUAUCAUCAUGACGAUGGAAUAAAUUUUAAUUUAUGG
Molecule: messenger RNA, 446 nt
Organism: Capsicum annuum
Lineage: Eukaryota; Viridiplantae; Streptophyta; Magnoliopsida; Solanales; Solanaceae
Exons: 1
Source: RefSeq, a predicted model, not a curated record